This is a messenger RNA of Ostertagia ostertagi, 372 nucleotides long. The record is from the annotation of a GenBank genome assembly. NCBI's taxonomy places the organism in Eukaryota, Metazoa, Nematoda, Chromadorea, Rhabditida, Trichostrongylidae.
AUGUGUCCUGGACUGCCCAUUCCAGUUCCAACGUGCACUGUAGCGAAACUAGCGAUGGGUGAUGCUGUCGUCGGUGUGCACCGAUCUCGCUCCAAAGACGACGAACGAAUCUCGGCAAUACUCGAUCACGCACGCAUUCUUGGUCUACCUGUAAAGCGCCUCACGCACUCGCAACUGGACAAAAUAACUGAUUUUCAGCUGCAUAACGGUAUUUGCCUAGACGCCUCUCCUCUACCUCUGGCUAGAGAUGUCAAUAAUAAUGAGCUUACUUCCAUUUAUCUCGACAACGUUCUUGAUCCUGGUAACCUUGGAGCGAUUGCUAGGAGUGCACUGUUCUUCGGUUGCAACCAAAUCGCAUUUGCGGAUGGUCGA